AUGUCUUAAAUAAAUUCAUAAUUGCUAAGAUCCUUAAUUGUGAAUCCUGAUAAUAUUGAUGAGAAUUUCUUGUGUGGUAUAUGCUGUUAAUUGGUUGUAAAUCCAAAGGAAUGCGAAAAUUGUUAACAUUUAUAUUGCCAUGAAUGUAUUAAUGAUUGGUUGAAAAAGAAAUCAAAUUGUCCAUAUAGAUGUUCUGAAAGUGAUAUUAAACUCAAAGAACCUCAUAGGUUUGUUAAAAAUUCAAUUUCUCAUUUAAAUCUUAAAUGCUAAAAUGCUGAUUGUGAACAAAUUAUUGAGUUGGGGAUGAUAGAUUCACAUAUUAAAGAAUGUAAACACACUAUACAAAACUGUUAGAAUGAAGGAUGCGAAGAGAAAGUAAAAAACCUAAAUCUGGAAGAACAUAAACAAAAAUGUUAAUUUAGGAAAAUCACCUGUGAUAAAUGUCUUUCGAUUUAUAAGAUAAGUCAAGAUCAUAAUUGCAUUAGGGCUUUGAAAUAAUAGAUUGAAGAUUAUAGCUAGAUUAUAAAUCAGAUUAAAUAACUAUAUAUUCAGCAGUAGGCCACCUAAUAAGAAUAAUAAGAAUAAAUUAAGAUACUGCAAUAAUUAGUGGCUAGACCUUAAGUAAUAAAACAACUAACCUGCGAUAAAGGUCAUCAAUUAAUUUGGAUGCAACCAAUAUACAAUCAAAAAUGCGGUAGAUGUGCAUUAAGCAAUGAAAUAGCCAGAUUUAAGUGUUAAUAAUGCUAAAAGAUUUAUUGCUAAUAAUGUAAAAGACCAUACUUUUACAAUUAAAAAUGCCCAAACAACCAUUUAUUAUAAUUCGAUUAAAAUGCUCGUGCAAGCAUUUCUUGUGAUUUUUGUGGAGAGGUUCCAUUUAAAAAAGGACAGGGAGUUUGGAGCGAUAGAGAAUGUGACUUUGAUAUUUGUGUUAGCUGCUAUAAUUCAGCUCAAUAAUGA
Messenger RNA from Paramecium tetraurelia, 957 nucleotides. RefSeq lists its product as uncharacterized. Gene Ontology annotation, molecular function: metal ion binding. The record is from RefSeq and is a predicted model, not a curated record. NCBI's taxonomy places the organism in Eukaryota, Ciliophora, Oligohymenophorea, Peniculida, Parameciidae. The transcript has 3 exons.